ACGUCCGAUCGGGCCGCAAUACCGGGAACAUGAAGUUUGCCGAGCACUUGUCCGCCCACAUAACUCCAGAAUGGCGCAAGCAGUAUAUCAACUACGAGGAGAUGAAAGGUCUGCUAUACACGGCCAACGAGGCGGCACCCGCCGCCGAGAGUGUGGAGGAGGACGUCCGGAUGCGGCACUUUGCCAACUUUGACGAAUCCUUCUAUAACUACAGCGAUGCUGAGCUAAAGAAAAUUAACACUUUUUAUUCGGAAAAGCUAGCGGAAGCCACGCGAAAGUAUGCCGCCCUCACAACGCAGUUGCGCACCACACUCGAGUUGCACCAGAAAAGCAAGGCCAAAAACGGCCACAGCCAUAAGCCCAUUCACUUGCCGAACCGGAAAGCACAAGAGUUGAAGCUGGCGUUUAGCGAAUUCUACCUCAGCCUGAUAUUGCUGCAAAACUAUCAGAACCUUAACCACACCGGCUUUCGAAAGAUAAUGAAAAAACAUGACAAGAUCCUCGCUUCGGACAGUGGAGCCCGUUACUUGAAGGAAAAUGUCGAGACAAACCUCUUUUUCCUUAACAAAGACAUCGACAAGAUGAUCGUGGACGUGGAAACGACAGUGACGUUGCAGCUAGAGGGAGGUGAUCGACAGCGGGCGAUGAAGCGGCUGCGAGUGCCGCCGCUUGGCGAGCAACAGAGCCCGUGGAUCACCUUCAAGGUUGGUCUAUUCUGUGGAUGCUUCGUCAUUCUGUUUGUCGUUGUCAUGCUUUCAGCCAUCUUCCAUUAUAACGACACCGGCGACAAUCUGAAAAUUGCCUUCCGGCUAUACCGAGGUCCUUUACUGCUCAUUGAGUUUAUUUUUCUGAUCGGUGUCAACAUUUACGGCUGGCGUUCGUCAGGUGUCAACCAUGUACUGAUCUUCGAGCUUGAUCCUCGAAACCACCUCUCGGAGCAGCACUUGAUGGAGCUGGCCGCCAUCCUAGGUGUGGUGUGGACGCUCAGCUUGCUAAGCUUUCUUUACAGCGACAGUCUUAGCGUGCCACCGUUUGUGAACCCUCUCUUCUUGACCGUCAUCAUGAUAGUAUUUCUGAUCAAUCCGUUGCGCAUUUUCCGAUACGAGGCUCGGUUUUGGUUGCUGAAAACGAUCGGUCGAAUGGUGGCAGCUCCGCUGGUACAUGUAGGUUUUGCCGACUUCUGGCUCGCCGAUCAACUUAAUAGUCUCGUGACGGCGCUGCUCGACUUUCAGUUUCUGGUCUGUUUCUACGCGACCAACGGCAACUGGAUCGAGGUGAACAAUAGUGAGUAUACCGAUCAAUGCAUGGAGCACAGUUAUAUUAUCAGACCUCUAGUCAACUGUCUUCCGGCGUGGUUUCGGUUUGCUCAAUGCUUACGCCGCUAUCGCGACUCGCGUGAAGCGUUUCCACACCUUGCCAACGCCGGUAAAUAUGCCACCACGUUUUGUGUCGUCAUAUUUGCUACGCUCCGUAAUGCGAAUUCCUAUAGGUACGAAGAUUCGUUCGACAAUGUGUUUCUUUGGCUGUGGCUUUUGAGCUCGGUCGUAUCCUCUUGCUACGCCUACACUUGGGAUAUUAAAAUGGAUUGGGGUCUGUUUGAUCGCAAUGCCGGCGAAAACACCUUUCUGCGCGAGGAAAUCGUUUACUCAAUGCCGUUUUUUUAUUAUUUCGCAAUCAUUGAGGAUCUUGUGUUGCGCUUCGCAUGGAUCCUAGCAUACGGGCUAUCUGAGAGCGGGCUUGUCAGUGGGGAUCUAAUGACCUCAAUCCUAGCACCACUUGAGGUGUUCAGACGGUUCGUAUGGAACUUUUUUCGACUGGAGAACGAGCAUUUGAAUAACUGUGGCAAGUUCCGAGCGGUGCGCGAUAUUUCGAUCGCUCCGAUCGACUCAAAUGAUCAGGCCAUCAUCUUGAAGAUGAUGGACGAGGAAGACGGUGUCAUCAAUCGGUAUACCAAGCAUAACCGACCAAAACCAAAAAGAAUCAAAGAUGAGCGGCGUACGAAAGGAACCGAUGAAGGUGUAGAAGUUGAUACUCUUGGCAUUAUCAUCAUCUAACUAUCAACACAGUUGGUAAGGCUUUCAGGAUAGGGGCAGUGUUUUGCACCUCUGGUUAGUUUCGUUGAAUCAGUACUCGGUGGAAUUGAAAAGCUACAGUGAAAGGGAGAUGAAAAAAGCUCCGAUGCAUAUAACGGUAGUUGAAUACAAAGACAUUUUAUUGAGGGCGUUGAACAGGCUUGAAACUAACACAUAUCAGCUUAUCUUCCAUAUUUUAUUCAACAUAUGUAUAUUGUACUUAUAAUUAUUAUGGUACUUAUUUUUAUAACUUGUGGCAACCUGACUCUGGCUCGUUAUAUAUGAAAUCAUACAUACCUUUUAUAAUGUUACAUAGUGCGUAGAAAAAUGUGCCUUGGGAAAUGGCCUGGUUAAACAUCAAACCUACCUCCAUUUGACGCCAACAUUCCUUAAGUGCCUUAUGUGCUACAAGGUUAUUGAUAGAACGAUGGAUGAAACAAACGCAUCUUGGCCAUACAUUAGUUUUAUACGAUUAAAAAUAAGCGAUUUUUCCCGUAUUGACAUGGUUUAGUCAUUGGCGAAACAAGGUGCAAUAUAACAAAGAUUCCACUUAGCAUAACACUUUACAAAUAAAAUGUAAAACUGCCUCAUUUUUGUUGUCAGCUGGCUAGAAUUUGGCGCUAAGGUUACUGAUAAAAUAGAUCCUGCGGUGUUUAAAAUCGAGAAAUAUUCAAUGAAUGAACCAUGUUUUUAUAGCAGAUUGUUUGUUAAGUACUUCUUUUACGUUUAUAAACAUUUUCGUUUCGAUAUCUUUAAAUUUGAACAAGUUGCAAUGAAUGGAAGCUAGAAUGAGAAAAUUAGUUUUGGAUACUCAAAUCGAAAAUUCGAUGCAAAAUUGAUGCAUUUGGGUAAAUCAACAGUGUUCAUCGCCCUCAAUCGUUUCUUUGAUUAUAAUGGCAUAUUUGUUGUGCUGUUGCGCGGAACAGCGAAAUGCCGCCAGGGCUCUGGCGGCUACAUGUACGCUUUAUUAACAUAUUAACACAUAAUAACACAUAAUAACAAUUAAUAGGUUGCGACAUGUUUUAUGGAUUCUCAACCACUUGAAUUUCUGAUAACUUCAUUGCUGUACUGGCGCAGGGCUUUUUUUGGCAUAAGCCCUGCGGCACGGUACAGCUUCCUUCACGGAUCGCUCCAGUAUCACAACCCCAUUUUGUCGUGAAGACCAUUCAUUAGUGACGCAGCAGCCAGCCGCAAGGGCCCUGACGCUGUCUGGCUUCCCAACCACUUCAAUUUCUGAUUACUUCAUUGCUGUUCUGGCGCAGGGCUUAAUUUGGCAUAAGCCCUGCGGCACGGUACAGCUCUCUUCACGGCACGCUCCAGCAUUAGAACGCCAUUUUGUCGUUUCGUGAAGGCCAUUUGUUAGUGACGUAGCAGCCGGUCGCAAGGGCCUAGUCGCUGUCUGGCGUCGUCUUGGCUGUGGCUAACGAACGGACAGCAACCAAGGUUCAAGAUUCUCAGCCAAUUUUUUACUGAUAGGAAUAUUUCAUAUUUAGGACUUUUUUAUGUAAAUUUCUGUACUAAAAUUCUAUGUUUUUUUCAAGAUUCUUCUGAUUUGAAUUCUUAAAUGCUAGUUCAAAAUAGAGUGUAUUGAUUUGUUCUCGAUUUUAAACGCCACAGACUUAGACCAUUUUCAAGAUAGACCAUUUUCAAUUUUCUCCACAUUGGUGCUCACCACCACCGACUUUGAAAGAUUGUAUAUAUAUUUUGUGCUGCUGUAAUAUGAGAAAUCAACUCCAAAGUGAAACUUUAAUUAGAACGUAGAAGAACGUAUUAGAAUGUUAUGUACAUAGAACGUAAGAGCGAAGUAAAGCCGAAAAGGCUACGAUAUUGUGUUUUAAAGGAUGCAGAUGUACUUAGCAUGGGCCGCGAUAACUUGAUCCCAUAAACUCCAGCCUAAAUACUGUAAUCUGUCAAAUCCUACGGAAGCUCAUUCUGUUUGUGAUUUACAGUUAAGCAAAAUUAUUUACUUUUCCACUGCUUUCGUAGGCAGAAUCAGAUUAUGUUUUCAGCGUUCAAACAGUUAAGCUUGUACAUUUCUAUCAGUUUUUCUUAAAUAUUUUGUCUUUUUUGUUCCUUAUUUUCUUCACCCGC
Molecule: messenger RNA, 4163 nt
Organism: Anopheles cruzii
Lineage: Eukaryota; Metazoa; Arthropoda; Insecta; Diptera; Culicidae
Product: xenotropic and polytropic retrovirus receptor 1
Exons: 6
Coding region: 30-2054 (674 amino acids)
Biological process (GO): phosphate ion transport; cellular response to phosphate starvation
Cellular component (GO): cytoplasm; plasma membrane; Golgi apparatus
Molecular function (GO): inositol hexakisphosphate binding
Source: RefSeq, a predicted model, not a curated record